Hippopotamus amphibius kiboko is the source of this 363-nucleotide messenger RNA. Its product is annotated as 28S ribosomal protein S18c, mitochondrial-like. Lineage: Eukaryota; Metazoa; Chordata; Mammalia; Artiodactyla; Hippopotamidae. Gene Ontology annotation, cellular component: mitochondrial small ribosomal subunit; ribosome. The transcript has 2 exons. Gene Ontology annotation, molecular function: small ribosomal subunit rRNA binding; structural constituent of ribosome. The record is from RefSeq and is a predicted model, not a curated record. Bases 1 to 294 code for a protein of 97 amino acids. Gene Ontology annotation, biological process: mitochondrial translation.
AUGGCAGCUAUGGUAGCUUUCUGUGGUGGUCUAGGGAGGAGAAAGUUGACGCACUUCGUGACGGCUGCGGUCUGCCUCACAGAUUCUAGAACUCAUUCAGUGCUGUGGAGAAGUUGUUCACGAUAUAAACAGGUAACCAGCAAUGAGGACCUGCCUGUUCCAAUGGAAAAUCCUUAUAAGGAGCCUCUGAAAAAAUGUAUCCUGUGUGGAAAACAUGUAGAUUAUAAGAAUGUACAGCUUUUUGUGGGAAGAAACAAAAAGAAAUCACAAAAGCAAUUAAGAGAGCUCAAAUAAUGGGGUUUAUGCCAGUCACAUACAAGGACCCAGCAUAUCUCAAAGACCCUAAAGUCUGUAACAUCAAAU